This is a messenger RNA of Caenorhabditis remanei, 3870 nucleotides long. RefSeq lists its product as uncharacterized. Gene Ontology annotation, molecular function: ATP hydrolysis activity; ABC-type transporter activity; ATP binding. Gene Ontology annotation, cellular component: membrane. The transcript has 5 exons. NCBI's taxonomy places the organism in Eukaryota, Metazoa, Nematoda, Chromadorea, Rhabditida, Rhabditidae. Gene Ontology annotation, biological process: transmembrane transport. The record is from RefSeq and is a predicted model, not a curated record. Bases 1 to 3870 code for a protein of 1289 amino acids.
AUGGGUCUGUUCAAGAAGAAGAAGGAUGACUCGUCUUCGGAGGGCUCCACAAAAAAAGUCGAGGACCCACCACCGCCUAAGAUCUCAAUCUUCCAACUCUUCCGUUACACCAGCACACUGGAUCGAAUCAUGUUGAUAGUCGGAAUCAUUGUGUCAUGUGCAACCGGUCUAGGUCUCCCGCUAAUGUCUAUUAUUAUGGGUAACGUCUCUCAAAACUUCGUAGAAAUCGGCACGAUCCUUCUGAACUCCACUGAUCCCGCUGUCGUCAAGAAGGCCAAAGACGACUUCUCCCACGAUGUCAUCCAAAAUUGUCUGCAAUACGUGUAUCUUGGCGCCGGAAUCUUCGCCGCCGGCUUCAUCCAAGCUUCCUGUUUCCUGGUGAUCUGUGAGAAUCUGUCAAAUAGAUUCCGUCGAGAAUUCUUCUACUCAGUGAUGCGCCAUGAGAUAGCGUGGUAUGAUAAGAAUACAUCAGGAACGUUAUCGAACAAACUUUUUGACAAUCUGGAAAGAGUGCGUGAAGGUACUGGAGACAAAGUCGGUCUGGCGUUCCAGAUGAUGGCUCAGUUCAUCGGAGGAUUCGCGGUAGCCUUCACCUACGACUGGCUUCUCACUCUUAUCAUGAUGUCUUUAUCCCCAUUCAUGAUGAUUUGCGGGUUGUUCCUUGCUAAACUACUGGCAACCGCUGCUACCAAAGAAGCUAAGCAGUACGCCGUCGCUGGAGGAAUCGCUGAGGAAGUGCUGACCUCUAUCCGGACAGUGAUAGCGUUCAAUGGUCAGGAGUACGAGUGCAAGAGGUAUGAGGAUGCCUUGGCGCAUGGUAAGAAGACAGGAAUCAAGAAGUCGUUCUUGAUCGGCGCCGGUCUCGCCUCGUUCUUCGUCAUCAUCUACGCCUCCUACUGCUUGGCGUUCUGGGUGGGAACCAACUAUGUGUACAGUGGAAGGCUUCAAAGUGGAACAGUACUUACCGUCUUCUUCUCUGUUAUGAUGGGAUCCAUGGCGUUGGGACAAGCCGGACAGCAGUUCGCUACCAUUGGAACGGCUCUUGGUGCAGCGGCUUCUCUCUACGAAGUUAUUGACAGAGUUCCGGAAAUCGAUGCGUAUUCUGAGAGAGGAGUGACUCCGGAGAAGGUUUCUGGAAGGAUUAAGAUCCAAAACCUGGAAUUCACUUAUCCCACUCGUCCGGAUGUUCAGAUUCUGAAGGAUGUAUCGUUGGAAGCUCAACCAGGGCAGACGAUAGCGUUGGUAGGAUCCUCUGGAUGUGGAAAGUCUACAAUUAUUCAACUUCUUCAAAGAUUCUAUAACCCAGAUGCCGGAAAGAUUUAUAUCGAUGAUAUCGCUAUUGAGGACUUUAAUAUCAAGUAUCUCAGACAGCUCGUAGGAGUAGUAUCCCAGGAACCAAAUCUUUUCAACACAUCCAUCGAGCAGAAUAUCAGAUAUGGAAGGGCUGAUGUUGACUCGGAAGCGAUCAACAGAGCAUUGAAGGAAGCUAAUGCAUACGACUUUAUCAAGACAUUCCCAGAAGGUCUGAACACGUUGGUUGGAGAUCGUGGAGUCCAGAUGUCCGGAGGUCAGAAGCAGCGUAUCGCUAUUGCGAGAGCCCUGGUGAGAAACCCCAAGAUUCUGUUGUUGGAUGAAGCUACAAGUGCCCUGGACGCAGAAUCGGAGAGUGUUGUGCAAGCAGCCUUGGAGAAUGCGUCGCGUGGCAGGACUACUAUAGUCAUCGCCCAUCGAUUGUCCACAGUUCGGAAUGCUGACAAGAUUAUUGUGAUGAAAGGUGGAAAGAUUAUGGAAGUAGGAACACACGACACUUUAAUCGAGCAGAAGGGUCUCUACCAUGAACUUGUGCACGCUCAAGUCUUUGCUGAUGUCGAAGACAAGCCGAUGAAAAAGAAGGAGGUGGAACGAAGAAUGUCUAGACAGACAUCUGAAAGAAAGGGGUCAGUCCUCAAAACUCAGGAAUCUCAAGUGGAAGGCCCUCCACCUGCCCCUGAACCCGCUGAGAAGGAAAUCAAGCGCCUGAAAAAAGAGCUCGAGGAGGAAGGAGCCGUGAAAGCCAACCUUUUCAAAAUUCUCAAGUACGCCCGACCGGAAUGGAUCUACAUCUUCUUCGCCAUCAUCGCCGCUCUCAUCCAAGGAGCCGUCAUGCCAGCGUUCUCCCUAUUCUUCUCCCAGAUCAUCAAUGUCUUCUCAAAUCCCGACAGAGAGCAAAUGAAAAAAGAUGGACACUUUUGGGCGCUCAUGUUCUUGGUUCUUGCAGCGAUUCAAGGAACAUCAAUGUUAUUCCAGUGCGCCUUUUUCGGAGUGGCCGCCGAGGGACUCACCAUGAGAGUCAGAAGCAAAGUCUACAGAAAUGUGUUGAGACAAGAUGCUACUUACUUCGAUAUGCCAAAACACUCCCCAGGACGUAUCACGACUCGUCUGGCUACUGAUGCUCCAAAUGUGAAAUCUGCAAUCGACUACCGUCUGGGCUCAGUCUUCAACGCCAUCGCUUCAAUCGGAGGAGGUCUCGGAAUCGCUUUCUACUAUGGCUGGCAAAUGGCUCUACUCGUCAUGGCUAUUUUCCCAUUCAUGGCUGUCGGUCAGGCACUUGUUAUCAAGUAUCAUGGAGGAACCGCUACAAGUGACGCGAAGGAGAUGGAGAACUCUGGAAAGACUGCGAUGGAAGCUAUUGAGAAUAUCCGGACGGUGCAAGCUCUGACACUCCAGACCAAGCUCUAUAACAUUUUCUGCUCCCAUCUAGACUCCCCACAUAAUGGAAAUGUGUCAAAAGCAGUCAUCCGUGGUAUAACCUAUGGAUUCGCGAAUUCUAUUCAAUUCUUCACCUAUGCUGCUGCCUUCCGGUUCGGACUCUUCCUGAUCUUUGACAAUAAUGUCCACAUGUCCCCGGAGAACGUGCUACGUGUCUUGUUCGCCAUCUCAUUUUCCUUCGGUACCAUUGGAUUCGCCGCCUCCUACUUCCCAGAAUACAUCAAAGCCACUUUCGCAGCAGGACUUAUCUUCAACAUGUUGGAGGAGGAGCCACGAAUCGAUGGGAUGACUCCAAACGGUACCCGUCCCCAGUUGAGUGGAGAAGUCAAACUGAACAAGGUGUUCUUCCGUUAUCCAGAACGUCCCGGAGUACCAAUUCUUCAAGGAUUAAAUGUCCACGUGAAGCCUGGACAGACGCUGGCGUUGGUUGGACCGAGUGGAUGUGGAAAGAGUACUGUAAUCUCACUACUGGAACGACUCUAUGACCCAUUGGAUGGCGCCGUUACAGUAGACAAUAACGAUUUGAGACAGAUGAACCCGAAGCAUUUGAGAAAACACAUCGCCUUGGUGUCCCAGGAACCAAUCUUGUUUGACACCUCGAUCCGGGAGAAUAUCGUCUAUGGACUGCAACCUGGAGAGUACACCGAGGCCGAGAUCUCCAUCGCUUGUCAGAAAGCCAACAUCCACAACUUCAUCUCAGAACUGCCAGAUGGCUACGAGACACGAGUCGGAGAGAAGGGAACUCAGCUCUCCGGAGGUCAGAAGCAACGUAUCGCCAUCGCCCGUGCUCUCAUCAGAAAUCCCAAGAUUCUGUUGUUGGAUGAGGCGACGAGUGCGUUGGAUACAGAAUCCGAGAAGCAGGUGCAGGUGGCGUUGGAUGCUGCGGCGAAGGAUAGGACGUGUAUUGUGGUGGCGCAUCGGCUGUCGACUAUUGUGAAUGCCGGGUGUAUUAUGGUGGUGAAGAAUGGACAGGUUGUGGAGCAAGGAACCCACAACGAACUAAUGGCAAAACGUGGCGCCUACUUUGCCCUGACCCAAAAGCAGUCUUCCAAUCAAGCCGGUGGUCAAUUCGAUACCGGAAUGGCUGUGGAGGACGAUGAUGAUGACAAUGUCAAGUUCUAA